AAGAGGAAAAAAAUUAACAGCAAAACCCAAAAAAAAAUUAAAUAAAUAAAUAAAAUACAAGAAAAUUGAAAAAAAAAAAAAUAAGUUAUACCAAGUUAUUAUUAUAACAGUGUUAUACUCUAAAUGUAUUUGGAUAUAGAAGGUGAUCAAAUUGUACCAUCACCAAGUUCGUGGGUAAUGCAGUCCUCGGAAUUAGAUUAUCGAAAUGAACCAAUGGAUCAAAUUCAAAAAAUUAAACCAGAUAUUGAACGUCAUUAUGGUUACUAUCAGCAAGAUCAAACAUCCGAUCAGCAUUCAACAAAUUCGAAAAAUUCGAGUCCAGUUUAUGGUUAUAUGAAUGAUGGUACAUCAUGUUAUGAAAGUAUUAAUGGAAAGGAUUAUUUUUAUGAAACUCGACAUCAUUUCCAUUCACCGAAUAUAAAGCCAAAUAAAGACAUAUUAAUGUUAAGUGAAACAAAUAAUAAUUAUCAAAUAUUUAUUGGUGACAAUCGUGAAGAAGCUGAUGCCGCAAUAACACAAAGUAUAUGGGAAAGUACAACAUUACAUAAUAUACAAAAUUUAAAUACAAAUGAUGUUAGUCCAACAACAGCAAAUACAAUUGGUGGUAGUCCAUCUAUAAUAGUUCCUCAAGUUAAAAAAGAAAUAUCAGAUGAUCAAUUAUUGGAUACAUUUUCAGCAUCAUUGCUCAGUCCAUUACAUAUAAAAUCAGAAAAAUCUUCUUGCCAUACACAACAACAACAACAACCGAAUCUUCUGCAAUAUUCACAACAACAGAAUCCAACACAAACAACAACUGGUGUUGGUGGAUCAGCAACAUCAGUACAAUCAUAUACAUUAAAUAAUACAAAUACUACUAAUAAUAAUAAUAACAAUAAUAAUAAUAAUAAUAGUAAUACUAGUAAUAGUAAUAAUAAUAAUAAUAGUUAUCAUCAUCAAGAUUCAUUUCAACAUGACAUUAAUACAAAUAGUACAACAUUAAAUAUUAGUAAAGUACCUUGGCAACAUCAUCAACCUCAACAAACAACAUUAGAUAACUUUUAUCUUGAUAAUUUUAGCAAUAUUAGUAGCAAUUCACAUAAUUUAUUGACUGAUCCGAAUAAUUAUAGUACAGGAACAGUAGCCUCGGUAUCAAGUCAUGUUAAUAAUAAUCUCAAUAAUUUAUCACCGAAUAGUAGAUUAAAUUAUUUAAGUAGUAAUAAUGAAAAUCCAUCGUCAUCACAACAACAACAAUCACAACAGCAACAAUUACCUUUAGGAACUGGAAAUCAUAAUGAUAAUCCAUAUAAUAAUAGUAUUAAUGGAACAAAUACAUGUGAAACAUCAUAUCAAAAUUGUACCAGCGGUUAUGAUUGGGAAAAUGAAUUAUCACAGCAUUCGUACGAAAAAUUUCAAGCUCAUCAAAAUUAUUUACCUUCACCGCCUGCACCACAAACACCACGUUUAAUAUAUUCAUCGUCACCGCUUACCCCACCAAAUUCAGAUCAUGGAAGUCCCAAAGCUAAUUUAAGUGCCGCCGCAACACUGCCAUCUAUUUAUAAUAAUUAUCAACAUAGUGAAAAAUAUUCAUCAACAUCAUCAUCAUCGGCAUCAUCAUCUUCAAUAUCAAUAUCUGUUUGUUCACAUCAACAUAAUCAACAGCAACAACAGCAACCACAACAGGAUGCUAAACCUUAUCAUUUAUCAUCAUCAAAUAAUACAAAUAAUGUUACACCUGGUAACAUUAUUACAAAUAGUAAUAAUCCAAAUUCAAUUUUAACAACAAAUUCAACUGUUAAUGGUAAUUCGAAUCAAAAAGAUUUAACAGUUUUAUUACCAGCUAAUGGUAAUGUUAUACCAGAAAGUAUAUUAUCAAUAGUUGCUAAAACAAUAACGAGGCCUCGUUAUAAUCGUAGAAAUAAUCCAGAAUUAGAAAAACGACGGAUACAUCAUUGCGAUUUUAUAGGUUGUACAAAAGUUUAUACAAAAAGCUCACAUUUAAAGGCUCAUCAAAGAAUUCAUACUGGUGAAAAACCAUACACUUGUCAAUGGCCAGAGUGUGAAUGGAGAUUUGCUAGAUCUGAUGAAUUAACAAGGCACUAUAGAAAGCAUACAGGAGCAAAACCAUUUAAAUGUAUUGUAUGCGAAAGAAGUUUUGCUCGUAGUGAUCAUUUGGCUUUACAUAUGAAACGUCAUAUUCCAAAGACGAAAAACUAAGAUCAUCUAAUUAAAACACAAGAACUUCAUAAAGAGUUGAGUUUUUUAAUGAAUGAACAAAGGUAGAAUAUGGUAAUUAUUACCUUUGUAUUAAGAUGAUUGAUCUCAACCACCUAUAUGUUAUACAUUAUGUAUUAAUAAAAAAAAUUCAUAAAAUUUCAAAGAACAGUGUAUACUUUAAAAACUAUUGAAGCAAAAGUGGAAUUUUGUAAAAAGAAAAGCUUGUAAUUUUAAA
Condylostylus longicornis is the source of this 2428-nucleotide messenger RNA. RefSeq names its product dendritic arbor reduction protein 1-like. Gene Ontology annotation, molecular function: DNA-binding transcription factor activity, RNA polymerase II-specific; RNA polymerase II cis-regulatory region sequence-specific DNA binding. Gene Ontology annotation, biological process: regulation of transcription by RNA polymerase II. The record is from RefSeq and is a predicted model, not a curated record. The coding region runs from base 124 to 2193 and encodes 689 amino acids. The transcript is spliced from 7 exons. Lineage: Eukaryota; Metazoa; Arthropoda; Insecta; Diptera; Dolichopodidae.